AUGCCCCGGUCUCGGGACGAAAUGCAAGUAAACGUGGCGGGCCUAAGGAGAAAUAUUAAAAAUCUCGCGCACAACUACUCUGAUGCUCAGGUAAAAGUGCGCGAGGCUACAUCGAACGACCCAUGGGGCCCGUCCAGCACGCUGAUGGCGGAGAUCGCCGACCUCACGUACAACGUGAUGGCCUUCACGGAGAUCAUGCAGAUGAUAUGGAAGAGGCUCAACGACCACGGCAAGAACUGGCGGCACGUGUACAAGGCGCUGGUGCUCAUGGAGUACCUCAUCAAGACGGGCAGCGAGAAGGUCGCCAUGCAGUGCAAGGAGAACAUCUUCGCCAUACACACGCUGCAGGACUUCCAGUACAUGGAGGAGGGCAAGGACCAAGGUUUAAACGUGCGGGAGAAGGCCAAGCAGCUGGUGAACCUUCUUAAAGAUGAGGAGCGCCUAAAGAACGAGCGAGCGCGCGCCCUCAAGGCCAAGCAGAGGUUCGCGCAGAGCGCCAGCGCCUUCGGUAGCGACGGAGCCCUAGAUACACCCACCAGCCCUACGUACCCCGCGUUGAGGUCGAGCGAGGCGAGCGAGUGGUCCGGUCGGGACAGCGAGCUGGCUCGUCCGCUGACGGCUGGCGAGGAGGAGCUGCAGCUACAGCUGGCGCUGGCCAUGUCCCGCGAGGAGGCCGAGCGGGAGGAGCGGCGCAGGAGGUCCGACGACGUGCGGCUGCAGCUCGCCAUCAGCCAGUCGCAGAACGACUUCCAGACUCCGCCCCCUGAAAAGAAGGAGCACUCUCAGUCCCAGUCGCACCUAUUGGACUUGUUGGAUGUGAACCUGUCCCCGGCGGCCCCCGCCGCGCCCGCAGCCCUCCCCGGGGCUCCGCUGGACCCUUGGGGCCUUCCCUCGCCCCCUCUCCCCGCGCCCCGGCCGCCCAUGCGUCUGGAUUUCCCUCCCGCUGUGGAUCAAAUGGAGACGUCUCCAGACGCGUGGUCAUCAGUAACAAGCCCCGCCCGGGACCCGUGGGCCCCCGCCGCCGCCCCGCCGGGCCCCGCUGACCCCUGGGCGCCUCUAGCACAGAGCAAGUCUCCUGUAUCGGUGCUAUCGUCCCCCUCGUCUGAACUGGAGCAGUUUGACGCGCUCUCACAGAGGACCAAGAACGAUGACCCCUUUGACCUCACCGGACUAGGUAACGGCCUGACUCCUGUGCCAGCAUCUCCUUCUACGGGAGCCAUAAAGAAGUCUCCCUCCGCCUUCCUGGGAGAGAACUCGUCGCUGGUCAACCUGGAGCGCCUCUUACAGCCCGCGCCCGCAGACCCCGCGCCCAACCCCUUCGCCCCCGACCCUAGGCCUCCGCCCCCGGCCAAGCUGUCCAUCAACGAGAUCAAGCAGCAGCAGAUGGGUCUGAACCCGGCGCUGAACUUCAGCUCGCCGCCGUCGUUCGCGAUGGCUGCGCCCGCGCCGCUCGUGCAGCCCAUGGGCGCGCCCAUGUCCGUGGGCGGCGUGGGCGCGCUGGACCCGUGGGCGCCGGCGCCGGUCCGCUCGCAGUCCCCGUGGUCGCCGCCGGCCACGAGACACACGCCCAACCCCUUCCUCUCCUAG
This is a messenger RNA of Danaus chrysippus (African queen), 1587 nucleotides long. NCBI's taxonomy places the organism in Eukaryota, Metazoa, Arthropoda, Insecta, Lepidoptera, Nymphalidae. The record is from the annotation of a GenBank genome assembly.